AUGUCCUUAGCUCAGCAUGUCUCCUCCGUCGAAGGUGUUGACGAGGAUUACGACGACGCGGAGCUUCGCCUCGAGCGCUUUCCGAGUCUCGCGUUGAGCUACGAUCCGCUCCCAGCAAUUGCUCAGGGACCGAUCGAGAAGUUUGAAUCACAGGCUGCAUAUGAAGUCUCACAGAGGAAACGAAUAGCACAAAUACUAGUUGGUGUUGUCAGCUGUGUCACUGCGUCUGGGAUCGUCUUUGGUUUCGAUGCUCUCAAGACUAUCUUGACCCAGGAGAAGGUCUACCGAGAAUAUUGUAGCGAAGAGGAGCUUCUGGAAGGGGUGCAGCUUUGCUAUCUGCAGGAUCAAAGGCUCAAUCUCACAUUCGUCAUCGCUUCAGUAACGACAAACAUCUCCGCCCUCCUCGUGGGUGGAAUACUGGAUCGCUAUGGACCCAAAGUCUGUGGCUUCAUCAGCUCAAUCAUGCUUGCCCUGGGAAGCUUAAGCAUGGCUUUCGCCUCGAGUCUUCCAUUCGAUGGUUAUUUUGCAGGCAGCUUUCUGCUCGCUCUCGGUGGGACGUUCACCUUUGUGCCGUCUUUCCAUUUGGCCAACGCAUUUCCUCGCUUCCAAGGUCUGAUCCUGGCUCUCGUCACUGGCGCUUUCGAUGCGUCGGCGUCCGUCUUCUUGGUCUUUCGGAUCAUCUACCAAUCCACGGGCGGGAACUUUUCACUACGGCAGUUCUUUCUCCUCUUCCUCGUUGUGCCGAUAUUUAUCUUCACCACGCAGAUUCUGAUUAUGCCUCGCUACAUCUACGAGACCCGUGCAGAGCUGACAACGAAAGUGGAAUUGGCCAGCGAUCCUACACAGGAUAUGCACGAUAGUGAUGAUGAAUUUCAGAGCGCUGCAGAGCUUAUGCAGGUGCGAACGGAAAGGGCAGUCCGGAGAAGGCAAUCAAUUGCCUCGAUCAACGAGCUCCUUGGUGACCAGAGCGAGAGGCACGAGUUCGAGAAGAAAGAAGGAGUCAAGCACACCACCAGUGGUGUCUGGGGCGUCAUGCAUGGAGUACCUGCUCUUCAGCAGAUGAUGUCUCCUUGGUUUAUUCUCAUCACGAUGUUUACCGUGCUGCAAAUGAUGCGCUUCAAUUUCUUCAUCGCCACGAUCUGGACCCAGUAUGUUUUCAUGCUUGGUUCCUCCCGAGAAGCCACCAAGGUGAUAGAAUUCUUCGAUGUCGCCCUGCCCAUCGGAGGUGUUGUCACAGUCCCCUUUAUCGGAUUGCUGCUCGACAAUGCGAGCACAGUCGCAGUAUUGAAUCUGUUGGUUUUGCUGAGUACAAUUAUCGGUAUCCUCGGUGCAGUGCCAACUCGCUGGGCUGCUUAUGCGAAUGUCUGUCUUUUCUGCGUGUUUCGCCCAUUGUACUAUUCUGCCAUGUCCGAUUACGCCGUCAAAGUCUUCGGCUACGCAACAUUCGGCACCGUCUACGGAACCAUAAUCUGUUUGUCCGGCGUCUUCACAUUCGCACAAUCCGGGCUCCAAGCACUCCUGCACAAGACCUUCGAAGACGACCCCGAGCCUAUAAACCUCGGCCUGGCAACGGCCGGACUGGUCUUGGGCAUCUCACUCGUCAUGUACGUGGACAUCAAGGGCCGCACCAUCCAACGUGAAAAGAUUCUCGCCAAAAAUCCCGGUGCUGCUGUUGAUGACAGCAGGUGGAACGGUGCUUUGCCGCCUGUGUCCUCACCCUCGAGGAGAGGCAUUGUGGACGAUCCUGAAAGGCAAAGCCUUCUGCCACACCGUGCUCUCAGGCCGGUUAUGAGUCGUGAUCUGAGUACUGUACAAGAGCGAGCAGAGCCUGCAUGA
Molecule: messenger RNA, 1836 nt
Organism: Exophiala bonariae
Lineage: Eukaryota; Fungi; Ascomycota; Eurotiomycetes; Chaetothyriales; Herpotrichiellaceae
Exons: 4
Coding region: 1-1836 (611 amino acids)
Biological process (GO): transmembrane transport
Cellular component (GO): fungal-type vacuole membrane
Molecular function (GO): transmembrane transporter activity
Source: RefSeq, a predicted model, not a curated record